AUGCACGAGGAAGAUGACAGCAGCGAUGGCUUUCAGGGCCUCGACAGACUAGCGCCCGAAGAAAAACCAGCAAAAGUAGAGACAGUGGUUGAGAAAGUGCCACGCGGAGUAAGCUUGAACGUGGCACGAGAGAAGAAACCAAGGCUGGUGAUCGACCAUAUGGUCCUUGAGGACUUCAAGUCCUACGCAGGAAAACAAGUAAUCGGCAAGUUCCAUGGUAAUUUUACGAGUGUUGUUGGACCAAACGGGUCUGGAAAGUCAAACCUAAUCGAGAGCAUGCUCUUCAUAUUCGGCUUCAACGCCAGCUGGAUGAGGCUCAACAAGCUCAACCAACUCAUCCACAACUCCAGCUCAUCAACAGGCAACUCGAGGGCUGCAGUGGAGGUUCACUUCAAGAAAGUGCAGGAGCUUACCAAUGGUCAACUGGUAGAAGUGGCGGGGUCCGAUUUUUGGAUCCGAAGAACAGUCAACUCGGCAAGCAUCUCAAAAUACUUCAUCGAGGGACGAUAAAGCACACAGGCAGAAGUGAAGGAUAGGCUUAGAGCGGAAGGCAUCGACCUGGGCAACAAUCGCUUCCUGAUCCUCCAAGGAGAGGUCUAACAAAUCUCACAAAUGAAGCAGAAGUCAGGAGAUCGCGACAAGCCUGGACUGCUGGAAUAUUUGGAGGAAAUUAUCGGAUCGGCGCAAUAUAUUGAGCGAAUUGAAUAUUACUUCAAGGACAAGCUCUUCGGUAUGAUAACUGCUGAAUCUGCCGAUCUCAAGAAGAUGGAAGGUAGUAACCUCGAAAUCAUCAAUUAAUUUAGAACAAAAUAUACCCAUUACAGAGAAAGACUGAAGUAGUUCUAAGCUGUUCGCGAGAGACAGCAAGAAUUGAAGCGAAUUAUCGAUACUCUUAAGGAAUAACGGCUCCAGCUAUUCCGCUAAGGCUUCAACGUUAUUAACUCCAAGCUUAAAGAAGUCUAUCAACACCUUACCCGUGGAGGAGAUGCAUAGCUUUAGUUGAUUGACUCUUUAGAUCCCUUCAGCGAUGGAGUAAAUUUCAGCGUAAGACCUCCUAAAAAGAGUUGGAAAUAAGUGAACAAGCUAUCAGGUGGAGAGAAGACUUUAAGCUCUCUUUCCCUGAUCUUUGCGCUUCACUACUACAAGCCGACGCCUCUUUACUUCAUGGACGAAAUCGACGCAGCUUUGGACUUCAAAAACGUCGCUAUUGUUGCGGAUUACAUAAAAAAGAGAACAAAGGAUGCACAAUUCAUAAUUAUCUCACUACGUAACAAUAUGUUCGACCUGGCCGACAAGUUGGUGGGCGUUUACAAGACCAACGACAAGACAAAAGUCAUCAACUUAGAUCCUUCUCUUCUAUUGGUGAAGCAAAAUAACGAGAAUAACAUGGACAGGGCCAACAGGGUCAAAUGA
Nymphaea colorata (pocket water lily) is the source of this 1413-nucleotide messenger RNA. Its product is annotated as structural maintenance of chromosomes protein 4-like. Lineage: Eukaryota; Viridiplantae; Streptophyta; Magnoliopsida; Nymphaeales; Nymphaeaceae. The record is from RefSeq and is a predicted model, not a curated record. The transcript has 2 exons. Gene Ontology annotation, molecular function: ATP hydrolysis activity. Gene Ontology annotation, biological process: mitotic chromosome condensation.